AAAGGAGGAGGAGGAACAAAGUAAAGAGAUACGGAAAGGGAAGGAAAGUGGGAAGACGGGAUGAAGUAGGGAUACAACGGUGUACAGUGUGCUCUCUCGCGUUUAAUUUUUCAACGAGCCAGUGAACGGCGCCACGAUUGGUCAGGCCAGGUCGCGAGGAACGUACGGAUUUUUCGUCGCGUCCGCAGAUUCUCAUGCAAAGAAGAAACGUGUAGAGACAAUAAGAAGAUGCGCAUAAUCGUUGCAGGACGUGGAUUUGUUUUCGUCGCAGAUUAAUCCUGGGGCCGGUGUGUGCGAACAGAGUUGUAAUUGGAAAAGUGGGCCAGCGUGGAACGGUCGGCGCGGCUUAAUCAGAAUGAAAUCUAAGAAGUCCCGGGCAACAAUGGCUUUGUGAUGCCCGAAGGAGGACCGUCGGCGAAAUGAAAGCCCCUGAGAAACAAUGGAAGCGUCCACGCAGGCAUGACGGCCCCAUUCAGAUUCGCAGACGGCAUGCUUAGUGGCGGCCAAAGGAGACGCUCAAGUUUCUAAUCGACGGAGGGACCCACUAGAGAGGGACGACUAGCAGUAGCGGAAAGAGAAACGGAUAGUGGCAUGAUAGGGACAAGGCACCACCCUCUGCGAGGGCGCAUCCUGCUAGCCCUCUUCUUUCUACUCGGCACCCUUGCCUUGCUCUCGAAAGCGGCCGCGUUCCCAGACUGGACCGAUUGUCCAGCCGUGUGCCGUUGCAAGUGGACGUCCGGGAAGAAAUCCGCCUUAUGCCCUGACGCCGGCCUAACCUCGCUCCCGGCCUCGCUGGACCCGGAUAUGCAGGUCCUUGACCUGUCCGGGAACAAGAUCCCCGCGUUACAGUCGGAAAUCUUCAAGCGUUCCGGCCUGCUGAAUCUGCAGAGGGUCUUCCUGAGGAACGCCGGCAUCUACAAGAUCCACGCCGACUCGUUCAGGGACAUGAGGAUAUUGGUAGAGAUCGAUUUGUCCGACAAUCACGUGGAGAUGCUCGAGCCGGACACGUUUCUGGGCAACGAAAGGCUGAGGAUCUUAAUCUUGAGCGGGAAUCCAUUGACGCGGUUGAGAAGCCAUCAGUUCCCUCUGCUCCAACACUUGAGAAAUUUGGAAUUGCAGAGGUGUUCCCUAUCCGAGAUCCACGGGGAGGCGUUCGUCUAUCUGACCGGUCUGGAGUCGUUGAGGUUAGACAAGAACGUUCUCGAGUACCUGGACGUGUCGGUGAUAUCGAGUCUGCCGCGUCUGAAAACUCUCACGUUGGACGGGAACCGGUGGAGUUGCGACUGCAGGCUCAGAGACUUUCGCACCUGGCUGAUCCCCAAUGGGCCCAGCAAAUUGUAUUCCGUGCCUCAAGCGUGUUCGUCGCCGAUGAGAUUGGAAGGUCGCAAGUGGGAGGACGUGAAACCUGUCGAGUUCGCCUGCGAGCCGGAGGUGUUCGUUCUGGCGAGCAGCAUCCAAGAGGAGACGAACGGAAACUUGAGCCUGGCCUGUUUGGCCACCGGUGACCCGGAGCCCGAGGUUUGGUGGCAAUUGAACGGAGGCCCGGUCAACGCGACCAAAUUGACCGAGCAAAUUUACUCGGGAACCUACGUAGGUUACGCGACGUCGGACGUGGACGCAGUGGCGUCGUACAACGAACGGCCAUCCCCGUCAUCGGGUAGGCUCGUCGACAGGUGGAACAACCUGACCGUCUACAACGCGAGUGACGGCGAUGCCGGGGAGUACUCUUGUUUCGCGAAAAACAUCGCAGGCCUGGCCAGGGAUACGGUCAGUGUGGCGAUCCCGCGCGUGUACACGGCGCCCACCCUCUCCCAGAGCGACAACUGGUUGCUCUGGGUGAGCCUGGCAGGCGGUGGCGCGGCCGCGUUGUGCGCUUCCAUUUCCGCGGUUCUUCUAGCCCUGUGCGUGUGCGGCGGGACCAGGCGGCAGAGUGCUCGUGAAAAGGUGAAGCUCCAGAGCAGCACCAGUUUCGGUGACCAGGAGAAGAAGCUCCUCGACCUGUCCGUCACCACCACCACCACUCCCGGGAACAGCAACGAUCGGGGAAGCGGGCACGGGAGCAUAGUGGAAGGGUGCAGCACGGCCGACCUCGAGCUGGCCGAAAGGGGAUCCAUUUGCGAUCCUAUGAGCGCCGCCACCGUCACCGUAGAGAGGCUUCAUCCAGAGAUGAGCGGUGGCCCCGUGAACGCCAUGAGAACCGUGCCGUGCGUGUUCCCGCCACCUCCGCCAGAGUUCACCAGCGGCGUUCUGCCGCCCGGGAUAUUCGGGAACAUAUUCAUCUCCGUGGCGGUGCCGCAAGAUGCCUCUGACCGUUGCUAUCCCGAUCUUUUGGACAUUCCAGUUCACGCCACUGGCGGCGUGGUGAACAAAACGGCCCUUCCCCCGGCAACCAGCGUCUCCAGUUUCGCGACGCUGCCGCGACGAGCGCUGCGCUCCAGCGACCUCUGCUCGCCUUACGACAAUAUGGGGCCCCGUGUCACGGCCAACGGGAGCUCCGCGUUCUCGCUCACGGACGUGGACCUCAGAUUAUCACCGCCCCCGCCACCGCGAAUCAUUCAACCGCCUCACGAGUUCGUGUCUCUUUAAGGGAUUCUGGAAUGGAGAUAGUCGGUAUACUUGUCGAAAGCUCGUCCGUCGCUUCUUCCCCCCCCACCUCCUUGAAACAUACACAACAACCGUCGUACUCAGUCGCGUGUGUCCUCUUCUCUCCCCCCUCCCCUGGAUCUUGUUCGUUGUGUUCGUCGUUGAUAGUACUUCACACUGUAUUCGCAUUUUAUACAGUGAGCCGUGUGCCUACCAGGUGAAAAGAAACACUGGCGUUUCGAUAUACAGGAAUUGUAUAAUCCAGAAAGGUAAAAAAAAGGUGUUUGCAAUUUUUUACUGGUUGGCUUGUUCAUAGAGCUCGUAGUUUGAUUUUUAUCGCCUGUGAUAUUCAUCGUUGUUUUGUUCCUUUUUCUUCUUCUUCCAUUCAUUUUUUUUUUUUCGAAGUAAUUUCGAAGUUGAUCGAUUCGCAAGAACGUUUUCAUGAUAGAAUAAACAUGGAAGACCAAUAAUCCCGUUGCCAAAUGUAAGUUAAGGUAAAAAAUAGGAGGAACACUUUUGUAUAUCUUGUACUUAUAUACCGUGAAUGCUGUAAUAUACUAUAUGUAGUUAAGAAUUGGUAUCGUCACUUGGUAAGCGAAUGGCUCACGUUUUUAAAUCAUCCGAAAUCAAAUCCUCGAGCGUACAUUGAUUAAGGUUGUAUACAUACAGGGACCUAGAAAGUUUGUAUCUCAUUGAUAUAUUUAAAAAGACGUCCGGAGGUUGUCGAAAGUAGUAUACAGUUAUGUCUGUCCAACAACUUAUUCGAUUACGACGUCGAGUCUCGAAACUGCACGUUUCUUUUUUUCUUCCUUUCUUUCUUUCUUUUAAGAGAAGUUGUCGACACUGAGCGCCAAUGAUCGACGUCCGCCAUUUGGAAUUAUCGACGAAACGAAUCUUUUUCACCAAUGAAUCGAAACAAUUUUUGUAGAUAGCUCGAACAAAUUAAUUCGUUCGUUUGCUCAAGUAUCAGAAACGAAAAGUGUCAGAAAGUUAAAACAAUUUCUGAUAGAAUUCAUAAGACUUGUGACUUUUUAUAAGAAACGUAAUAUAUGUACAGUCGAUCCAAUAUUUUUUGAUGUUGAUCCUUUUAGAAGCUCGCUGUGCAAUAAUUUUAAGAAUGUUAUUCAGCAUAUAUACUCGUAUAUUAAUGGUUUUAGUUGAGCAGCAAUUAUGAGCAGCGUAGUUCCAAUAGAGUAUUGCGGUUAUUUACUUUUCAUUUAAUUCUUUAAUUAAUCUUCGUUAAUUGAUUUCCUAUUCUGAAAAUGUUUAAUUUAUACGUAAAUUAGUUUUCUUUGUGUAUAGCGUCUAACUAACAUCUUCCCUUAUUAUUCCAAUAUUUUAAAUAUUUUUUGCCUUUAUUUUAAGUAUAAGAAUAAGAUUUUCUCUAAGUUUUAAUUUUAACUUAAUUUUAAAACUAUUAGAGAUAUUUGCUAGUAAAAAAAUACUUCAUUGAUAAAAUUCUCUUAAUAUUCCCUAUUUUCCCAAUUUUACUUUUUAUCUUUCUGUUGCUUUUUCUUAAUUUCAAUUUCUAUUAUUUGCUCAUGAAACACAAUCCUCUUCCAGUUUCUAAAUGUACAAAACUUCGCACAAUAUACGCUAUUUAGUUAUCCUUUAGAUCUUUCAACACUCUUAAUUUACAAUUUCCAAAAUUUUAUCUCAAAAUCCAAACCCAAUUCCUCAUCGAAUUUUCUUACCUAAUUCCUAAAUGUAUUCAAACUUCUUUUUUAAAUAAUUCUUUUUUAAUUCCAAUCUUUAAAAUCUUUGCCUAACGAAAGUCAUCUUCUCAAUUUCCAAAUUUCAUAAAAUCAUCGUCAACGUUCCUCCAAAUCAUGAUGAUACAAACAACGUGGACACGUGCAGUUUCUAAGACGAGCCCCCUCGUGUCUGUAUGUUCGCUUGUCUAACUGGCUUGCAUGCUUGGUCGGCGUACAAUGGCUGCUCGUACAAUGACGAGUGCGUGUGUGAUCGUUUUAGGACAUAAGUCUCUCCUAGUUGCCAAUAUCCACGGAUUCUGGUGGUUUGUAAAUAAUGAUUAAUAAAAAUCACAAAUCAGAAAUGAUAAAUGGACGGAAAAAAAAAACGAAAAGAAAGGAACAAAAAUAGAAGAAGAUAAGGAAGAACGAGGGAUAUCCUCAUGGCGGAUGCAGAGGACGAAGUAAUGUUAUCUCCCCUAAUCAUUCUCGAGGUGUAUCACUAGUUUGUUACGUACUUUACGUGUGCAUGGUUUGUGGUACCGAUAUGGCGAGAUCGUAAGAAAUCGGUCAACCGUUAAAUCUCGCGUCUCUCGAGCAAUUUCGAAAUAUAUAAGGGAAAAUUGAAAGUUAGAAUCUCUUCAGGGCUGUGCGACAUUGAAUUUUACUUGUUUCUUUUUUUUUUUUUUUUUUUUAGAAUAUUGUUGUAUAUAUAUAUAUAUAAUUUUCAUUUAAAAAAUUUGACAUGAUACAUAAUUUGGAAGAUACAUUAUUUAUUUUUCAUUUAAGGAUAUCAUAUACAAUAAUUGGAUCGUAAGUAAUAGUUUAUGUUAGAAUAUGUUUAAUCGUUAAAAAGUACAAAAUAUAUAACACGAUAAGAUAUUACCUUUUUAAUUCAAACUAAUUUAAAUUUCAAACAAACAAUUUUAUUGACAAAUAUAUAUUUAUCCUGUUAAAAAUGAUUUUAAAAUUUAAUUUAAUUCGAACUCUUGAAUUAUCGAGUCACGAUUUUACUAUUAAGUAUUAAUUAAAUUAUUCAAAUGAAAUAUUGAACUUUUUGUAAGAUAUCCGUACAGCCCUGUACAUGGUCACAUCAUUAAAUAUCAUCAUCACGUGUAAUGUUUUUAUUUGCGAUUUCACCAUUUCGAUUCCGCCAACUGUACAUAUUUGUUAUCGCAGUACACGUAUUUAAUAGCGUGGCCGACGCGUGCCGCGUCGCCGCCCAUUAUGAACACUUUGUCAAUUAAAUAAAACGAUUGAAUUUUACACAUCA
Messenger RNA from Apis cerana (Asiatic honeybee), 5547 nucleotides. RefSeq names its product leucine-rich repeat-containing protein 24. The record is from RefSeq and is a predicted model, not a curated record. Gene Ontology annotation, molecular function: protein binding. Gene Ontology annotation, cellular component: extracellular matrix. NCBI's taxonomy places the organism in Eukaryota, Metazoa, Arthropoda, Insecta, Hymenoptera, Apidae.